GUGAGGGAGGGCAGAGCCCUCGGAGGGGAGGAAGGGCCCAACGGAGAGAGGAGGCAGGGCUGAGAAGGCAACUGGGAGGGCGAGGUGAGGAGCAGCAAGGCCAAGACAAGGGGCUGAGGAAAGAGAAGUAAAGUAAAGGGAGCAGGUUUUAUUUUUAAAUUUUAUUUAUUUACGUAUUUUAAUCCUCACCUGAGGGUAUGCUUUUAUUGAUUUUAGAGGGAGAGGAAGGGAGAGGGAGAAAGAUUGAGAAACAUCAAUGUGAGUGAGAAACAUUGAUCAGUUGCCUCCUGUACAUGUACCUUGACCUGGGGUCGAACCCGCAACCUAGGUAUGUGACCUGACCGGGGAUUGAACCUGCAACGUUUUGGUGUUGGGUGAUGAUGCUCCAACACCUGAGCCACCCGGCUGGGGCAGGGACGGGGGCUAGUUUUAGACACGGCAGCCCGAGGGUCCGCUGACGCCAAGGUCCCCGUGGGACUUUGUUGGUGGAGAAGGUGAACCAGGAUGGGAGGCAGGUGAGGAGGGACAGCAUCUCCGAGCCCUCGGCAGAGAUUCCUUCCCGGUGCCCCCAGAGGCCAAGGCUGGUGGGUGGGAGGAAGAAAGGAGGAGGGAGAAGAGGCAGCCCAGCCAGAUACAAGCUAGACUGUUAACCCUCCGUUGGCCAUUCAGAUCCUCCUCUGAGGCCCCAGGGGCAGGCCAUCUUCAAAGUUGGCUGCACUGUCCUCACACAGAUGCCUGAAAUAACUCCAAAAGCCAGGCAGUCCCUGAGGCUAAGCAUUGACCCCCCAGCCCCCCUGCCCUUAAUCAUCAUUGUCUUGAAGUGCCUGCACAAGAAUGUCCUCCUGAGCACCCUGCCCCUUGCUCCCCCCUCCCCGGGAUGGAGCCAUGCUGUGCCUUCCCUUCAGGUCCUCCCUUCCCUCUCUGCCACCGAUUUCUCCCCAUCUUUCCAGGCCCCCUGAGGCCCCUCCUCCCUGCAGCCUCCCUGGUAGCCCAGCCAGGGCCUCUUCUCCCGGGUGAGAGCUGGCGAACAUUGAGCUUUUAGUUAUAUGUAAAUCAGCGUGUCCCUGUGGGCUGUUUCAUAGCCUCCUUGUGUUUUUCCAAUGCGCUGUUUAUUGGCAGCAUUUGUCUUAUCCUCUGGGUUACUGAGGCAGAGCCCAGAGCCUAGGAAGGUGCCAGCCCUCACCCCACCCUAGCAGCAUUUCUCUGAAUCUGGGGGAGACUUGUGGGGGGGGGCUUAAGGGGUGAGGGUGAGGGAGAGAGGAAAGAAGGGGAAUGACAGGGUGUCAGGUGCCAGUUCUCUGACUUUCCUCUGGGGGUGAGCAGUUACUGGGUUGAAAGAGAGGAGAGAGCUCAGAAAACUUCCUGGCCGCGUUAAGAGCUGGCUGGCUGGCUGGCUGGCUGUACAGCCUGAUGGGGCUCCGCUCGGCAGGUGUCAGCCAGGACGGACUGACUAGUGCUGUCAUUGCCGCUGCCACCUGUUGUUUUUGACAACCAGACGCGGAGGGCUCCAAAGGUCUGUAGCACGGGACAGGUUCCCAGCGAAACUGAGUUUGUUUCCAGAAGCAGAGCCGGACCUGUGUGGGACCAGGUGGGAGGAAGGGCUGGACCCAAGGGAUCUGUCUCUGGCUCACAGUCUGGAAGCCAAUGCAGACAUGGCUGGGCCCCCGGCUACUGCUGGUCUGUCUCCUGGUGAGCAGGAGUAUUACCGAGGAGUCGAAGCACUGUAGCCACAUGAUCGGGGACGGACACCUGCAGCUCCUGCAGCAGAUGAUUGACAGUCAGAUGGAGACCUCGUGCAAAAUCCCCUUUCAGUUUGUGAAUGAGGACCAGUUGAAAGACCACGUGUGUUACAUUAAGAAAGCCUUUUUCUUGGCACAAGACAUCAUGGAGGACACCAUCAGCUUCAAGGACAACACGUCCAAUGCCAUCGCCCUGGUGAAGCUCCAGGAGCUCUCCGUGCGGCUGGAGGACUGCUUCCCCCAGGUCUACGAAGAGCAGCAGGAAACGGCCUGUGUCCAAAAUUUCUCUGAGUCACCCCUCUGGGCCCUGGAGAAGAUCAAGAACGUCUUUAAUGAAACAAAGAACCUCCUUAAAAUGAACCAGAGCAUUUUCAGCAAGAAUUGCAGCGACAGCUUUGCGAAGUGCUCCGUCCCAGAUGUGGUGACCACGCCUGAUUGCAACUGCCCGUACCCCAAAGCCACCCCUAGCAGUGACCUGACCUCUGCCUCCCCUCAGCCGCCCCUUGCCCCCUCCGUGGCCCCUCUGGCUGGCUUGCCCUGGGCUGACUCUGAGGGGACAGAGGACAGCUCCCUCUUGCACAGUGAGCAGCCCCUUCGCACAGAGGACCCGGGCCUUGCCAAGCAGCGAGCACCCAGGAGCACAUGCCAGACCUUUGAGUCACCAGAGACCCCAGGCGCCGAGGGAGGCCCCGUCGGAGGCUCGCCUGAGCCCCAGCCCUCGGUGGGAGCUCCCGUCUCUGGGAUGGAGGACGUUCUCGACUCUGUGUUGAGCGCUAACUGGGCCCUAGAAGAGGCCUCUGGAGAAGCUAGUGAGGGGCCUGCACCCCGAGGCCCAGAGCCCUCCCCCUCCAGGCUGGGAGGAGGCAGCAUGCAGGCGGCGGCCACCAGACACACCAACCUCAUCUCAGCAUCUCCACUCCGCACAUCAGCCAAGGGCCAGCCGCCAGCGGAUGGAACCGGCACCCUCCGGCCCAAGGUGGGCUCUGGGAGACCCACCGGCCAGGCCCGGAGUCACACACCCGAGAAGACAGACCGUCCAUCUGUGCCGCCCAGAGACGCCCAGGCACCAGGCUCUGCCAGGCCCGUGUUCCUGCGCCCGAGAGGCCUCAGCCGGCCCUCCACCCUCUCUGCUCAGGCCAGGCUUCCCGGCAGCCACGCCUGGGACAGUGUCCUGCCCCUCGGGGGGCCGCAGGGCAGGAGGAGCACCCGGGAGCGGAGGAGCACCGCAGGGCUGGAAGGAGGACCAAGUGAGGGGGUGGCCGCACCCCAUGCCCAUUUUAACCCCGUUCCUUUGACAGACAUAGGCGGGGUGCUGCCGCCCUCCACCCCCCAGGCCAGCGAGAUUGUGCGCCCCGUGCUGGUGCCCAGCACCAUCCUAGUCCUGCUGGUCGUGGGCGGCCUGCUGCUCUACUGGUGGUGGCGGCGGCGGAGCCAUCGAGAGCUACAGACCGUGGAUUCUCCCCUGGAGCAACCAGAGGGCAGCCCCCUGACCCAACAUGAGGACAGACAGGUGGAGAUGCCAGUGUAGCGGGAAGGCUAAGCUGGGCGCACAGGACAGUCUCUCCACGGCAGGAGAUGUUACGGGGCGUCGACCCGCCUCCUCCGCCAUCCUCCUGGGAACGUGGCCUGCCCACCCUGAGAGCUGCUGCCGACCAGGACUAGGCCAGGGCAGCUGGGCUGGCCCCUCCACCCUCGACCCCCAGACUCUGGACUGACUCGGAGAGGGCCGGCGGGUGCCUCGUGCUGCUGAUAUUUAUCGUGGGCCCUGGAGGCUCCCAUCUGCUUGAGGGGGGCUGGCGAGCCCGGAGGAGUACUCUCUGCCCCUGGGGCUGUGCCCUCCUCCCGCCCCCUCCGGCCAACACCUGGGCAGGGACCCAGAGGCCGUGGCUGUGGACAGCAGGGUGGGCGCUGAGGAAUGGAAGAACCCUUGCGCCCAGGGAUGGGUCCCUGCCCCAACAAGCAGGCACAUGUCACGGAGAGAUGCCUGAGAUUGGCGGGGCGGGACAGCGUCAGCUGGUUUCCUGGAAAUGUGGGCGGCCCAGAAGAUGGGAGGAGAAGGCUUGCCUGCCGCUCCGACAGCCCUCCACUGGCAAUGCUGGUGCCAGGCAGAGAGGGGAGGCCAGCCCUGCCCUCGGGACCUGCUGGGCUCUCGAUGCCAAGGUGAAGCCCAAGGCUGGCUGCUGCCCCACCGGCCCUCCAGAACCUGCCGGAGCUGCCCCGGGAGGCCGUCCAGAGGCGCCCCUCGCGAAGGAAGCCAUUGCACUGUGAAGACUGGACCUGCCUGCUGUACAGCUCCGAUGCACAUCUGUCCGCCCUCCGGCCUCCCCAGCUUCUGCACUGACCGCCCGAGCCAGCCUCGCCCGUCCCAUCGACGGAGGGAGCCCCUGAGCCCUGACCUUCCGCUGAUCUGGCCUCUGACUCCCUGGGUUGAUGGGGCGGGAGAACGCCUGGGCUGCACCAGAGCAGGUCUCUAGGCUGCUGUUGGCCCAGGUUUCUGCAUUUUGCACUUUGACGUUCCCAAGAGGGAAGUGACUAGUGGAAGGAAGAAGGGUGGGGAGGGCAGAGACCGACACGGGGAGGGUCUUUGAAAUGAUGGGUAUGCCCCCGAUGUUGGGGGAGGCGUCCACGCCCUGACCCCUGCUGCAGCCACAGCUGCAAGGCCGCUGCCCGUGGGCACCCGGGGCUGAGCGGGCUGUCCCUGUGAGGGGCCUGGUAGGCAGUGAUACCUCCAGUCUCACCCCACGCACCCACCCAGGACCACAGUCUCUGUAACCAGGCAAGCCAGGGUGGGGGAAGGACCGAGCAUCUAUUGCCAAGUCUGCCUUGAGGACCUCCGCUUCCUGGGCCAGCCCCCAGCUGCAGCUCCAGAGCUGGGCCGCAGGUGACAGGGCUGUCAGCUGUCCUUGGUCCCUCUGUGCAGCUGCGUCCCUUCUCUCCUGCUGUCCUGGGCCCUCCACGGAGAGACCACCCUGCUGGCUGCUGGGCCGGGCCCCCCACCUUCCCUUCCUGCUCUUGAAAGUGAAGGUCACUGGUCCCUGACAGCUGAGGGAGGAGCAGAGGACUCCCCGGUGGGACUCAGCCUCCUAGUCAUAGACUCUAUUUGAUGCCAGGAAGUAUGUAUUUAAAAGUGGAAGGAAAAAACAAACAGGAAAAGUCAUUCCUGCUCCACCCCCAUCCCUUAAACUAUAGUAUUUUCAGAGUCAAGAAAGCAAAGAGCUUCCUUCCGAAAUGGGUUGGACUUGCUUUCCUGCCUCGGGGCGGGAGGCCCAGGACCCCUUCUUUUCCCCAAGAAAGCCGAGAGGGAACAUUGGCUCACACACUGUGAGAUUUUGUUUUUACACUUGGAAGUGAUGAAUUAUUUUAUAUAAAGUCAUUUAAAUAUCUAUUUAAAAAAUAGGAAGCUGCUUAUAUAUUUAAUAAUAAAAGUGCACAAGCUGCCA
Molecule: messenger RNA, 5179 nt
Organism: Myotis myotis
Lineage: Eukaryota; Metazoa; Chordata; Mammalia; Chiroptera; Vespertilionidae
Gene: CSF1
Product: colony stimulating factor 1
Exons: 9
Coding region: 1645-3267 (540 amino acids)
Biological process (GO): osteoclast differentiation; positive regulation of macrophage differentiation
Cellular component (GO): membrane
Molecular function (GO): cytokine activity; growth factor activity
Source: RefSeq, a predicted model, not a curated record